This is a messenger RNA of Peromyscus californicus insignis, 891 nucleotides long. It is a transcript of the gene Rfpl4b, whose product is annotated as ret finger protein like 4B. NCBI's taxonomy places the organism in Eukaryota, Metazoa, Chordata, Mammalia, Rodentia, Cricetidae. The transcript is spliced from 2 exons. Bases 1 to 891 code for a protein of 296 amino acids. The record is from RefSeq and is a predicted model, not a curated record.
AUGGCUGUUUUGCCUGAAAAAUGGACUCCGGAUGGCAGUUUGGAAGUGGAGGCAGUCUGUCCAAUUUGCCUGGACUUUUACUCUUAUCCUGUCUCUCUCUCCUGUGCCCAUGUUUUCUGCUUUGACUGCACUAAGAAUUGGAUGGCACAAGGAGCAGAAGAUUCGAUACUGAGCUGUCCCUUGUGUAGAGAAGAAAAUAAGAGACCGAUCAUGUAUGAAUGGAUGAUUCGAGAACUCAUCAUUCUUAUCAAGCAGCACGGCCCCCUCCUGAAGCAACCCAUGGGGCAGAUCACUGGACCCCAGGGGUUUUGCUCAGUGGACACAGCUCUAGAAAUUGAGACUGGUGACUCCUCCUUGGUACUCUCUAAUGGUUUAAGUGAUGUCUGUUGUGGGGAGCCUGGUCAUAACUCGGAAGAUCCCCGAAGAUUCACCCCCUUGGCUGGUGUCUUGGACAGCUCUAACGUCUCCCUGGUCUGCCCGGAAGUUGAUGUGGGGAAAAGAAAAGAGUGGACUUCAGGUGUUUGCAAGGAGCCAGUCAGCAGGAGGAACCUGGCUAUAACUUGGUGGAAGAUCCUGGGAGAGUCACCCAACUGGCCUGAGUCCUGGACCGCUCCCACAUCUCCUUCAUCUGGCAUUUGCAAAUUGACACAGGAAAGGGAAAUGCAAAGAAUUCUCUCUGAAUCUCCUUUGUGGACUCUUCAAGCCCAUUCCUUUGUUCUGAAUAGCCAGGGGAAAGGGGACCUCAUCCUCUUCCUCCUGGGUCGGGAAGGGGAUGCCUGGGAAGACAGAGACUUAAACCAGAAUCUCUAUAGAUUUGGGGGAGGAAACCAGUUCAGCAUCAUUCGUGGGCAGCAGUUCAUUCGAAUGGUUUCAUUUGGUCUUGAAGACUAA